Aethina tumida (small hive beetle) is the source of this 376-nucleotide messenger RNA. RefSeq names its product 28S ribosomal protein S21, mitochondrial (gene mRpS21). Gene Ontology annotation, molecular function: structural constituent of ribosome. NCBI's taxonomy places the organism in Eukaryota, Metazoa, Arthropoda, Insecta, Coleoptera, Nitidulidae. Gene Ontology annotation, cellular component: ribosome. The record is from RefSeq and is a predicted model, not a curated record. Gene Ontology annotation, biological process: translation. Bases 68 to 331 code for a protein of 87 amino acids. The transcript is spliced from 2 exons.
AAAAUUAGAAGAAGAAGACUAACCAUUUCAAUAAUUCAGUCUUAUUUAGUAAUUGUAAAUAUAUAAAAUGAGACACGCAAAAUUUAUAGCAAGAACAAUAUUUGUCCAAAACAACGAUGUGGAUGCUGCAUGUCGAGUUUUGAAUAGAAUAUUGGGCAGAGAGGAUAUUUUAGAUCAGUUUAGAAGAACUCGGUAUUUUGAAAAACCUUACCAGUUUCGGAGGAGGAUAAACUUUGAAAAGUGUAAGGCUAUUUACAAUGAAGAUAUGGAUAGAAAAAUACAAUUCGUGCUGAGGAAGAAUAGAACCGAUCCAUUCCCUGGUUCCAUUUAAUUUGUAUUUAUUAAUGUUAGUGUAAUAAAUUGUUUUAGUCGUUAA